CGUCUAUCUUAUUAUAGCGUUGUAUUAUUUUCAUUUACUGUUUAUAAUUGGCUUAAACUGAGCAUAGUAGUGUAAUGUUAGCUUAUUUAUAUAAUUAUACUCCUAAACUUAGAAAUUUACAAGCAAUUUCAUACAGUUAAGAGCCAUGAAUAGGGUAAAACAGGAACUGGAAUCGGAUAAUUUGGUGGCGUGUCGUAUUUGCCUAGCUUGGGAAGGCCGACUCUUUGACAUCAGAGAAUGGGGUCUUGACCAGGUUUAUGUGGAGCUUAUGGGGACAACUCUGUCAGCAUGGGACGGACUGCCACAGCACCUGUGCGCGUGGUGCCGCGCGCAGCUCGCGCGGGCGCAGGCGCUGCGCGCGCGGUGCCGCCGCGCCGACGCGCUGCUCAAGCAGGCACUCCUACACCAGCAUUUUAUUUCAAACAGCUACAUCCGAACUAUAGAUAGAAAAGCACAAAAAUUAACACAUCCUCUCUCUAACCACACUACUAAAGAAACUAUAGAUAUUGUAUUUGAAGAAAUUCAGACAAGCAAUGAUGUGAAAGAUGAAUUAGGGCGUGAUAUGAUAGGUGAUGAUGAUCAUGUUGAUAUGGAUGAUGAUCUAUUUCUAUCCAAUGAUGAUAUGAAACCGUUUGAUAUUAACUUUGCUGAUGUCUCACUAGUUAAAGACGAUGAUUUAACAGAAAUAAGUCUAGAUAAGAGUAAAAUUAUAGUUGAAGAAGUUACAUCUAAAAGAAUAACCAGAAAAGCGAAAAGAAAAAAAGCAGAAGAAAUCGAGAUUGAAAUCCGUAAAAGGAAAAGAUCGCAAAAGAAAACUCGAGAGAAAGAAUCGUCAGUCAAAUUUGUAGUUAAAAAGAAGGAGAAACGUUUAAAGAAAAGUAAAAUUAAGAGGGAAGAAGAUUACAAAGAGUUUGAGAAGAAAUACGACUUCCAAGUGAAGUGUUUGACGGAAGAGGAGAUGGUGGAAGAUAUGGAGAGGAGGAAGUUGUCUGAUAAGGCCAUUAAGGGGGUGGUGAAGUGCCAGUUGUGCUAUAAAGGGUUUAUGAACAAUACUACUUUGGAGAAUCAUAUGAAGAUCGCGCAUGAUCCGUCCGUUGGUUCGAACGAGUGCCACCUGUGCCACUCUCGCUACCGCUUCGCAGUGAAUCUCCGACAACAUGUACAGAAUGCCCACCAGCUCAUGUUCAAAUGCAGGCAAUGCGGGGAGAUCGUGUGGGGCGAGUCACACGCGGUGCUGCACGCCGGCAUACACGCGGGGACAACUCUCAAGUGCCGACAUUGUGACAAACAAUUUGUGAAGAAAACGACCCGUACGACACAUAUGCGUAUGGCGCACCCGGUUGAGAACGCGGCCGGCGGCACGUGCGAGGUGUGCGGGGAGACCUUCACCAGCCGCCGCGGCCUGCGCAGUCACAAGGCGCGCACGCACAACAAGCAACUGCAGCCGUCGGUGCCGGGUUUGUUCUGCCGGAAGUGCCGCGUGCAGUUCGAGUCCAAGCCGGCCCUGCAACACCACAAACAGCAGCAGGACGGCCAGCGCUGCCACAACGACCACAGUGCGUGCGAGCAGUGCGGCGCGCUGUACCCGACCGAGGACGAGCUGAUACGACACAAGCACGAGGCGCACGGCGUGCAGCUGUUCACCUGCGACGCGUGCUCCAAAUCGUUCCUAUCCAAGGUGUCCCUCUCGGUGCACAUAGACCGGGUGCACCUGCACAUCAAGCCGGUGCGGCCGAACCGGCCCAAGCCGGCCGGCGAGCGCCGCGGCUCCAAGCCCAAGCCGAAGCAGAAGUUCAAGCUGGACAACAUGUGCGAGAUCUGCGGCAAGGCUUACUCGUGCCUGGCGCUGCUGAAGACACACCAGAUGCGUCACACGGGCGACCGGCCCUUCAAGUGCACCGAGUGCCCAAAGGGGUUCGUCACCGCCACGCUGCUCCGGGAGCACCGCGACAUCGUGCACGCGCGACUGCGCAAGUACCGCUGCCCGGAGUGCCCCAAGACGUUCCUGCACCAGUCCUCCGUGUACGUGCAUCGAGCAAUCCACACGGGGGAGAAAGCGUACGAGUGCAGUUUCUGUGGCAAGGCGUUCACGCAGGCGGGCACGCUGCACACGCACGUCAAGUUCGUGCACAUGAAGGUCAAACCGCCGCCGAGGAAAAGGAACAAACACUUGAUGGACGCCUAACACACAU
Messenger RNA from Cydia amplana, 2192 nucleotides. RefSeq names its product zinc finger protein ZFP2-like. The transcript has 12 exons. Gene Ontology annotation, molecular function: DNA-binding transcription repressor activity, RNA polymerase II-specific; zinc ion binding; RNA polymerase II cis-regulatory region sequence-specific DNA binding. The record is from RefSeq and is a predicted model, not a curated record. The coding region runs from base 146 to 2185 and encodes 679 amino acids. Gene Ontology annotation, biological process: regulation of transcription by RNA polymerase II. NCBI's taxonomy places the organism in Eukaryota, Metazoa, Arthropoda, Insecta, Lepidoptera, Tortricidae. Gene Ontology annotation, cellular component: nucleoplasm; nucleus.